This is a messenger RNA of Conger conger (European conger), 1737 nucleotides long. It is a transcript of the gene camk1da, whose product is annotated as calcium/calmodulin-dependent protein kinase 1Da. The transcript has 11 exons. Gene Ontology annotation, biological process: peptidyl-serine phosphorylation. NCBI's taxonomy places the organism in Eukaryota, Metazoa, Chordata, Actinopteri, Anguilliformes, Congridae. Gene Ontology annotation, cellular component: cytoplasm; intracellular anatomical structure. The record is from RefSeq and is a predicted model, not a curated record. The coding region runs from base 439 to 1737 and encodes 432 amino acids. Gene Ontology annotation, molecular function: ATP binding; calmodulin binding; calcium/calmodulin-dependent protein kinase activity.
GUCAGCGUGGUUCAAUAACAUAUCCGUCUCCGUAAAAAACAUUUUGAUUGAAAAUAUCUGCAAAGAAUUUCGCUUAUUUUAGGGGUGAAAAGUCUUCGCAGAAGACAUUGGAAAACGAAGGUAACAUCUACCCCAACAAUUUAGCUACGUAAAACAGAUUAGCUCAGUAACGUGCAGGUGCAUCCGCCGGGAGAAAAGCAGUCUUCUUCAGCGGCGUGUGCCGAUGCGGAACACUUCAGUUUGACAAAGAAAGAAGAGCGAGAGAUCGAGGGCGGCGGUGACAGAUCGAAAAGGAAAACAAUACGGAGAAAACUGUCCGACCUCGCUGACUGCGCGUGGCUGCCCGUGAGAGCAGGAAGUGCAACUCGAAGCGUGGGAAAGCGUUUAUUUACUCUGGGGGUUUUCUAAUUCGGCUUUUGCGUUUCCCCCGGUUCCAUCAUGGCAAGGGAGAAUGGCGAGUCCGGGACGGGAUCGUGGAAAAAGCAAGUAGACGACAUCAAGAAAAUAUUCGAAUUCAAGGAGAUCCUUGGAACCGGGGCGUUCUCAGAAGUGGUCCUGGCUCAGGAGAAGAGCACGGGGAAGAUGUACGCGGUGAAGUGCAUCCCCAAAAAGGCCCUGAAGGGCAAGGAGAGCAGCAUCGAGAACGAGAUCGCCGUGCUCCGGAGAAUCAAACACGAAAACAUCGUUGCCCUGGAAGACAUCUACGAAAGUUCCAAUCAUCUAUACCUGAUUAUGCAACUGGUGUCAGGAGGGGAGCUGUUUGACCGCAUCGUGGAGAAGGGCUUCUACACGGAGAAGGACGCCAGCACGCUCAUCAGACAGGUGCUGGAUGCUGUCAACUACCUCCACAAGAUGGGAAUCGUCCACAGAGACCUCAAGCCAGAGAACCUGCUGUACUUCAACCCCCAAGACGAGUCAAAGAUCAUGAUCAGUGAUUUCGGCCUGUCCAAAAUGGAGGGCACCGGUGAUGUGAUGUCUACUGCGUGUGGCACGCCAGGAUAUGUGGCUCCGGAGGUGCUGGCCCAGAAGCCCUACAGCAAGGCGGUGGACUGCUGGUCCAUCGGCGUGAUCGCCUACAUCCUCUUGUGUGGCUACCCGCCGUUCUACGAUGAGAACGACUCCAAGCUUUUUGAGCAGAUCCUGAAGGCCGACUAUGAGUUUGACGCCCCCUACUGGGAUGACAUAUCCGAUUCAGCAAAAGAUUUCAUCAGCAGCUUAAUGGAGAAAGACCCUGCUAAGAGGUACACCUGUGACCAGGCUCUGCGGCACCCCUGGAUCGCUGGGGACACUGCUCUUUGCAAGAAUAUCCACGAGUCCGUCAGUCGACAGAUCAAGAAGAACUUCGCUAAGAGCAAAUGGAGGCAAGCCUUCAACGCCACUGCAGUGGUGCGUCACAUGAGGAGACUGCAGCUGAGCAGCAGCAUAGACAGCGCUAACCACCCGAGCCACAACCGGAACCAGAACCAGAACCAAAACCAGAACCAGAACCAGAACCAGAAUGCAGCACACAUCAAGAGCCCGUCCACAGACUCCACCACGGCCGUCACCACCACCGCCACCACCACACCCCGGAAGGACUGUACUCCGGCACCCCCCACCCCCUGUAGUCUGGAGUCGGCAGCCUCCAACCCCGCGGGGGCCCUGUCGUCUGUAGGGGCGGUCCUCCCCCCCGUGGGGGCGGAGCAGCUCAGGCCACGCCCCUCCACCGUCAGCACUGUGCACACGGGGACCAAGUGA